AAUCAGAAUAUACUUGCAAGCAGUUCUCGUAGCUCAGUUGGUUAGAGCGUUGAUCUUAUGAGCCGAAGGUCGCGUGUUCGAGUCCCGCCGGGAACAUUUUGAGUUUUUUACUUUUUUUUUCUUUUAUCACCCUUAACUUUUAGCAAAUUUAACAAUUCAAUCCCAAACUAUUAAAUUAUCAGACAGACCCACCUUGUAUUUGAAGAAAAAGAUCAAACACCAUCUUUCACCUUUGGUUGAAAUGUCAAUCACGAAGCUUCAACUCCUCUUUCUCUCGCCAUUUGCUUAAGCACCACUCAUCAUUAACCUUCUCGUGCCUUCAAAGCAAAAAAAAACACAUAUUAAACACCAUAUCACUAUGACACUAUCACAUACUCUGGUUAAGUCUUUAGCCUCCAUCAUCUUCUCCAAUAAAACCUUUUGUUGUUCUGUAUCUGUCAACUUAAUACCGAUAGUCUUUUGUCAUGGGAUCUGGCUGAUUAUUCCAUUCUCUAAUCUUUUGCGAAUGAACAAAUUAGAUCGAGACAAACGUUAGUAAAAAAACUCUGUUUCAUUCUUGUAUACUAGUGACUUCAAAACAUGUUCUUUUUAGGUACCUUCAGAAACAAUAAACCGUUUCAAACCAAUCAAAUCAAGUUCAGUUUCAACUACGCUUACCAUAGAAAUCGCUAUUAUUCAUAUUCACAGGUCUUUCCAAGCUUACUAGAUUUGUCAUUCUCCACAACUAUGGUUCUUGUGAAUUCUUCAGGCGAGAAAAAGACUAUGCAGCUUGUAAAGCGCAAAGAGAUUUAGUGGUGUGAAGUAAGAGUUCUAGCUGGUGCAGCUAGAAAUUGAGUGAUGUGGUGGUUCUUGAACAAUAGAAAUUCUGGCGAUGAUACAUCUGAGAGAAGAGGCUACGGUGAAGCGUGAACGAGCAAUGGCUACUACGACCUGAGACUCGGUUACAUUACUUGUUUGUGUUUCAGAUACCUUGUAGCUCAAGUCACUUUUUUUUUGUAGCAGAGUGCUGAUGCUACACAAUAUCUAGGUCAAGCUUGGUUUAACCUUGACAAAGAAAACUAGGAAUUGAGUUGGAAAGAACAGUGGAUAUAGCAGCUCGACCUUGGGAGAUUAGGGCUCAAUGCCUAGUCACUAAACCGAACAAAUCAGCUAGGAAACCGGAGAUAUUAUCACCCAAUGUGAUCACAAAGGAGACCUCGGGUAAACCGGGUUUUAACAAUCAUAAAGUAGGCUUCGGCAUUUUACCUGGAUCCGAAGACCCGACCCAAAACUGAUCUGAAAACUCUCGAUUCGGAUAAGAAGCGAACCAAUCUUUUUAUCCUAUUAGGUCUUGUUCUGGAAGAUCCUCCAACCAGAUAUAAAUCCAAAACCCGAUGAAUAUCCAAAACUUCUAGUAUAUAUAAGUGUUUUAAUAUAGUUUUGGUAUCAUAGGUAUUUUUUUAAGUUUAGAAUAUGGGUUUUUGGAUAUGGUUUUGGUUUUCAGGUAAAAUUUUAAAUUUUCAAAAAUAUAAUUUAGGUAAUCAGAAUAAUCAAAAUUUGGGUGAGAAUUUAGACAUUUUAGUAUUUUCAGGUUUUUUGUGUGUUUUAGGUAUUUUUAAGCCGGAUCCGACAUGAUCUGAUCCGAACCUGACCGAGAACCGAACCAAACUGAAUCGACAAAUUCUAGUUAUCUCAUUUGAUCCAGCUAUAUAAAACUUCAACCGAUCCAAACUCGAUAGAACCCGAACCGACACCCAAAAAAUCCAGACCCGACAAGACCAUCCGAGGACCGAACGCCUAGACCUCGGUGACGAAAGAUCUUCACCGUUAUGUCAGUUUUUUAAAUUAAUCUAUUUGGGCUUACUCUAUUGGGCCUUCGAUACAAUGAGUCGGCGACAUAACUAAAGUUAUAGAAUCUGAAUCAGGUCUUGUCGCUUUUCGUCUCUCUCUGUCUCCUUCGUGUUCUCUUUCUCUCUGUCGCUUCUAAACAUUCAGAUCGCUAGCUAGCUCUGGUCGUGCGCAUCUAAUUUGCUGCUGUAUUCCUUCUUUUUCCCAGAGCUGAGUUUCUCUGAUUCGCAGUUUAACAAAAAUGAACAAAAGUCCUCGCAUCGAUAUCCCUUCAUCGUCUUCUCCUGCUUCAGCUUCUUCUGCAGAUGGUGAGUUCAAUGAAGACGACAUCUUCUCGAUAGACGUAACUCACACUCCUCCGUCUUCUUCUCCUUCUCAACACCCGCCUGCUCGCCAGCUUCAACGGAGCAAAAGCGGUUUGAAAAACGUGGAAGCUUCUGGUAUCCUCGCCGCUCUUCCCGAGCCUUCUGGUAACAGCUACCUCAACCACGUCUUUCACCAUAAGCCUGCAGCUUCUUCCUCGCCUUCUUCGUCUUCGGCUCGAACCAUUCCCUCAGCUCCUAAACCGCCUCAAGAGAGGCUUCCGUAUACAGCUUCUUUUAUAGGUGGAGGGAAGUUUCCUCAGUCAGCUCCGGUUCAAGUGCCGUUAGCAUCUUCGGCGAUGAUGAAUCGUCAUAAGAAGGAGUUCAAGCUGACUGAUGUGGUGGAUGAGGAUGAGGAGGAAGAAGAAGGUGAAAUGCUUCCUCCACAUGAGAUUGUAGCUCGGUCUUUGGCGCAGUCUUCUUUACUGUCUAGCUCGGUGCUUGAAGGAGCUGGAAGAACACUUAAAGGGAGAGAUCUCAGACAGGUAAGGAAUGCUGUUUUCAGAAGAACCGGUUUCAUAGAUUGAGUUUUUGUUUUUUCACCUUAAGACCAUUCUUUAAUUUGUUAUCCAAUUGGGACCUGUCUUAUUUGGUCACAGAAACUUUCCAAUGUAUGUUUAUAUAUGUUGUGUCUACUUCAUAUCAAAGACUGAUGUGAUAACUCAUGUGUUUAUAUAAUUGUUUUAUGCUUCACA
This is a messenger RNA of Brassica rapa (field mustard), 2884 nucleotides long. RefSeq lists its product as uncharacterized. The record is from RefSeq and is a predicted model, not a curated record. Lineage: Eukaryota; Viridiplantae; Streptophyta; Magnoliopsida; Brassicales; Brassicaceae.